AUGGAUUCUAACGCUAGUCAUAUGCUGGAAGCGGCGUUGGAGCAGAUGGAUGACAUCAUUGCAGGCACAAAGUCAGCUACAGAGUAUGCUAAUGGUGGUUAUGAUAUUGUGUCACCUGCUCCAUCAGUGUACUUGGGUACAUUUCAAAUUUUGCAUCUCCUGGAAGAUCUGAAGGUGGCACUGGAAAUGCUAGAGGAUCCUCAAGAGAAGGAAGCAUUGCGAAAUCAAAUUCCAGGGGCCACAGCAAUGUGUAUACGGGAAUGGUUUGAAGAGAAUCUGUCACAGGUGAAUCAUCAUUCAUCUAACAAUGAAACUUAUCAAGACAGAUUGGCACGAUUAGAAGGUGAUAAAGAGUCGCUCAUACUGCAGGUAAGUGUUCUUACAGACCAGGUGGAAGCUCAAGGUGAGAAAAUCCGGGACUUGGAAGUCUGUCUUGAGGGGCAUCAGUUGAAACUGAAUGCUACAGAAGAAAUGCUUCAACAGGAGUUGCUAAGUCGAACAUCACUAGAGACUCAGAAAUUAGAUCUAAUGGCUGAAGUUUCAGACCUGAAGAUUAAGCUGGUUGGUAUGGAAAAGGAACAGAGUGAAUAUGAAGAGAAACAGAACAAAGCUGAGGGUUUGCUGCAGGAACUUAGACACCUCAAAAUUAAAGUGGAAGAACUGGAAAGUGAAAGAAAUCAAUAUGAGUGGAAAUUAAAAGCAACUAAAGCUGAGAUAGCCCAGCUUCAAGAGCAGUUAGCUCUCAAAGAUGCAGAAAUAGAACGCCUGCAAAGUCAACUGUCUAGGACCUCAUCACAUAGUGAAGUGGCAGAAAGAGAUCAAGAAGUUCAACGGUUGAAGAUAGGAAUGGAAUCAUUAUUGGCUGCAAAUGAAGAAAAGGACCGUCGAAUAGAGGAGUUAACACACUUGCUAAGCCAGUACAGGAGGGUCAAAGAGAUAAUGAUUGCAGCUCACGGUAAAGUGUCUUCCUCUUCUGUCUCUGGUGGCAGUGAAGAGGAACUUGAGACAACUUUAAGGAAGUGGAAUCUUUUGAAUAAUCCUCAAGGAGAAUUAAUUAAAACAGAGGCCUCUUCAGGAGAACUGUCACCAGCUGUGUUGUCACCAGUGCCACACAAAGCCAUGGAAAUCAGGGUUCCACAGAAAAAAAAGUCCAGUAGUUUAGAAGACUUGCAGAGUGAAUCUUUGGAAAAGUAUGUAGACGGAAAACCAGUACAGCCUGUUGUAGAACAAGAGAGUAAGCCACUUGUGAAAGGCAGCAAGUACCAAACCCUGCCAGGGAAGCUGCCUCGGCCGGCACAGAACGGAGAGCAGGGAAAGUGCAGUUCCCCGGAGGGGGGUGGCACGAACGGCACCGAGGAGAACGGCAGCCUGGGGCUCAGAGAAACAGAGAAUGUGGAUGGUACAGUAAUCUCAGACGACCUUUCACCUCUUUCUUCGGGAACGGAUACAGGUCCACAAUCUCCACUGUCUCCAGAAAACAGAAAGAGUCCAAAAGGGAUCAAGAAAAUCUGGGGAAAAAUAAGAAGAACUCAGUCAGGUAACUUCCCUGCAGACGAUCUGGGUUUGGCAGAGUUUCGAAGAGGUGGUCUCCGUGCAACAGCUGGACCCCGGCUAUCCCGAUCAAAGGACGCCAAAGGCCAGAAAAGUGACUACAAUGCUCCGUUUGCUCAGUGGAGCACUGAAAGAGUCUGUAACUGGCUUGAGGACUUCGGUCUCGGCCAGUAUGUCAUUUUUGCACGGCAGUGGGUGACUUCGGGCCAUACAUUGUUAUCUGCAACGCCUCAGGACAUGGAAAAGGAAAUGGGAAUAAAGCAUCCACUGCACAGGAAGAAAUUAGUUUUGGCCAUUAAAUCAAUCAAUGCAAAACAAGAUGAGAAGUCUGCACAACUUGAUUAUAUCUGGGUGACACGAUGGCUUGAUGAUAUUGGUUUACCUCAGUACAAAGACCAGUUUCAUGAAUCCAGAGUUGAUGGGAGAAUGUUGCAGUACUUAACUGUGAACGACCUUCUCUUUCUGAAAGUCACCAGUCAGCUGCAUCAUCUGAGUAUUAAAUGUGCCAUUCAUGUGCUGCAUGUCAAUGGUUUCAACCCCCACUGUCUACGCAGGAGACCAAUUGAAGAGGUGAAAAAAAUCGGUUCGGCUUCUGAGGUGGUGCAGUGGUCCAACCACAGAGUGAUGGAGUGGCUCCGAUCAGUCGAUCUGGCAGAGUACGCUCCAAACCUUCGAGGAAGCGGAGUGCAUGGUGGCCUGAUCAUGCUUGAACCUCGCUUCAACGGUGACACGCUGGCCAUGCUGCUGAACAUUCCACCUCAAAAGACCCUCCUGCGACGCCACCUUACAACCAAUUUUAACAUAUUAAUUGGACCAGAAGCACAACAAGAAAGAAGAGAAAUAACGGAGUCUGCAGCAUACACACCUCUGACCACCACUGCCAAAGUUCGGCCAAAGAAACUUGGAUUUUCACAUUUUGGAAAUUUAAGAAAAAAGAAAUUUGAUGAAUCAACAGACUACAUUUGUCCUAUGGAUGCGAACCCAGCUGCUGCAAAUGGCACUCAGAAAAACUACAGUGGAUACAAAGGACUUAGUCCGUUCACUGAUAGGGAACUGGAUCAGAUGGAACAUUCAGCAGGAACAGUAAUGCAAAUAGGGGCUCUUUCUCAAGGCAUAAGUCACCUUACGGUAUGUACUGUUUCCACUCCUGUUUUCAAGUCACAAAUGUAUUCUGCUAGAAUUCAGUGA
Molecule: messenger RNA, 2739 nt
Organism: Merops nubicus (carmine bee-eater)
Lineage: Eukaryota; Metazoa; Chordata; Aves; Coraciiformes; Meropidae
Gene: PPFIBP2
Product: PTPRF interacting protein, binding protein 2 (liprin beta 2)
Exons: 24
Coding region: 1-2739 (912 amino acids)
Biological process (GO): neuromuscular junction development
Cellular component (GO): presynaptic active zone
Molecular function (GO): protein binding
Source: RefSeq, a predicted model, not a curated record